UCUAAUCUCACAAUACUCCUCAUAUAACUUCAUCCACUUAAUCGCCAUUUCAAAAUCCCACCCCAUAAUCACUCCUCCAUGUGCAUGGAAAACUUGCCGUUUCUCCUCUUGUCCAUUCUCACCAUCACUUGCCCCCCAGUCUUUGCUCGUCCCCUUAAGAAAACCGAUAAUUUCAUUACCUUUUUCACUAACAAUAUGUUUGAAAAUUCAAUCCCAUUCUCAACGCCCAUGACCAAUAAUAAUGGCAAAACUCCCUUCUUCCACACAAAUGGUGAUAAGGCUAGAGGAAAACCUAAGGGGCGUGUUCGCAGUUUCUCUAGUAGAGGAGAAAUACCCUUAGGUUGGUUAUCGGUCAUCACUAAUGUACAAACAUUGGAAAUUGGGAAUAUGACCGUGAUUGAGGAGGAGCUAAUAAGCACGUCUCCGUUGAAGGGUAAAGUUCAAGGGAUAUAUGUGGCAAGCUUGGGGGAUACAAACAUCAGUAUGUUGGUAAUUAAAGCUGUUUUUGAUGGUGGAAGAUUUCAGAAUAGCCUGAGAUUCUUCGGGGAGUUUAAGCCAGGUUUGUCUGAGUCUCAUAUAGCUGUCGUUGGCGGUAGUGGGAGAUAUCAUGGUGCAAAUGGCUUUGCUAUAGUGAAGGCUAUAGAUGAGGGAGUUUUCGAAGGAAUGAGGAAGAAGAACAAGCUCUUGUUCAAAGUGUAUAUCAAGUAGUACGUGAGUACAGGUUCAGAUAAUAUGUUUAUUUAUGACUUAAUGCUUAAAUAUCAGCAUUUUACGAGGAAAUCAUGUAUUUGUUUCGUUAAUGUGUAUGGAAAUUUAUUAAGCAUGUACUGAAUUUUAUUGCAUUUUGAUUUGGAUGU
Molecule: messenger RNA, 857 nt
Organism: Asparagus officinalis (garden asparagus)
Lineage: Eukaryota; Viridiplantae; Streptophyta; Magnoliopsida; Asparagales; Asparagaceae
Product: dirigent protein 10-like
Exons: 2
Coding region: 79-708 (209 amino acids)
Source: RefSeq, a predicted model, not a curated record